This is a messenger RNA of Gracilinanus agilis (Agile Gracile Mouse Opossum), 3976 nucleotides long. It is a transcript of the gene DLG2, whose product is annotated as discs large MAGUK scaffold protein 2. The record is from RefSeq and is a predicted model, not a curated record. Gene Ontology annotation, biological process: chemical synaptic transmission. Gene Ontology annotation, molecular function: kinase binding. Gene Ontology annotation, cellular component: neuromuscular junction; postsynaptic density membrane; neuron projection. Bases 1 to 3018 code for a protein of 1005 amino acids. NCBI's taxonomy places the organism in Eukaryota, Metazoa, Chordata, Mammalia, Didelphimorphia, Didelphidae. The transcript is spliced from 26 exons.
AUGUCCCCUAUUGUUAAGAACCCUGACUGUUUCACACCAAUGAUUUGCCACUGCAAAGUUGCCUGCACCAACAACACGUUGUCGUUGAUGUUUGGAUGCAAGUAUCGCUAUCAAGAUGAAGAUGUUCCACAUGAUCAUACUUUACCUCGUCUAACCCAUGAAGUGAGAGGACCUGAACUUGUGCACGUAUCUGAGAAGAACCUGUCACAAAUUGAAAAUGUGCAUGGAUAUGUCCUGCAGUCUCACAUCUCUCCUCUGAAGGCCAGCCCUGCUCCUAUUAUUGUCAACACAGAUACUUUGGAUACUAUUCCUUAUGUCAAUGGAACAGAAAUUGAAUACGAAUUUGAAGAAAUCACAUUGGAGAGGGGCAAUUCUGGGCUGGGAUUCAGUAUUGCUGGAGGUACAGAUAAUCCCCACAUUGGAGAUGAUCCUGGCAUAUUUAUUACGAAGAUUAUACCAGGAGGAGCUGCAGCAGAAGAUGGCAGACUCAGGGUCAAUGACUGUAUCUUGCGAGUGAAUGAGGUGGAUGUCUCAGAAGUCUCCCAUAGUAAGGCAGUGGAGGCAUUAAAGGAAGCUGGUUCGAUAGUCCGACUGUAUGUUCGUCGAAGGCGGCCCAUUUUGGAGACAGUUGUAGAAAUCAAACUCUUCAAAGGUCCUAAAGGUCUAGGCUUCAGUAUCGCAGGAGGUGUGGGCAAUCAACACAUCCCUGGAGACAACAGUAUUUAUGUUACUAAAAUUAUAGAUGGAGGAGCAGCACAAAAAGAUGGGCGUUUGCAAGUGGGAGAUAGACUACUAAUGGUAAAUAACUACAGUCUAGAAGAAGUAACGCAUGAAGAAGCUGUAGCGAUAUUGAAGAACACUUCAGAUGUAGUUUAUCUAAAAGUUGGCAAACCAACCACCAUUUAUAUGACAGAUCCUUAUGGCCCACCUGAUAUUACUCACUCUUAUUCUCCACCAAUGGAAAAUCACAUUCUCUCUGGCAACAAUGGCACUUUAGAGUACAAAUCUUCCCUGCCACCCAUCUCUCCCGGAAGGUACUCGCCAAUUCCAAAGCACAUGCUUGUUGAGGACGACUACACCAGGCCUCCUGAACCAGUUUACAGCACUGUGAACAAACUAUGCGAGAAACCUUCUUCUCCCCGGCACUAUUCCCCAGUUGAGUGUGACAAAAGCUUCCUUCUCAGUUCUCCCUACCCUCACUACCACAUGGGCCUCCUCCCAGAUACAGAGAUCACCAGUCAUUCUCAGCACAGCACUACGACUCGUCAGCCCUCAAUGACUCUACAGCGAGCCAUCUCCCUGGAGGGUGAGCCUCGGAAAGUCGUCCUACACAAAGGCUCCACAGGGCUGGGCUUUAACAUUGUGGGCGGAGAAGAUGGAGAAGGUAUCUUCGUAUCCUUUAUUCUAGCUGGAGGACCAGCAGACCUGAGUGGGGAGCUCCAGAGAGGAGACCAGAUUCUAUCUGUUCAGCAAGUGAAUGCUGUCGGGUGGCUUAGUUAUAAAGGCGAGCGUGCACCGGACGGCAGACAGGAGCGUGGAGCCCUAGCUAAUCCGGAGAAGCUGCGUUGUGUGUUUGCUAGCUGCUCCCUGCUUUUGUUCCAAACAUUCUGUGCCGGGUUCCCGGAAACCUGCGGUAUCUGUUCCGUCCUUCGGAGAGGGGAAGAAGGGGAAGGGGAAGGCAUUGGCAUUGUGGCCAGCAUUCACUCCUCACCAGGGCUCCUCUGCCUGCCCCUUUUGGAGGGAGUCUCGUGGACAUUAACUGCUAAUGUCGCCCCUGUUCUUGAUUUAAGUGACCCAACAGUUCACCGUCUCACUAUGGAGAGCUGCUCCACUUGUGGCCACGGAAUGUCAGAGCUGGAAGGGGACUUCCAAGUUCCUCCAAACCCACUGCCGCAUUUCGCAGGCGAAGCGACGGAGUCUGAGAGAGAUUACGCUAGAUUUGAGGCAAAAAUCCAUGACCUACGCGAGCAGAUGAUGAACCACAGCAUGAGUUCUGGGUCCGGCUCCCUGAGAACCAAUCAGAAACGCUCACUCUAUGUCAGAGCCAUGUUUGACUAUGACAAGAGCAAAGACAGUGGGCUCCCAAGUCAAGGACUGAGCUUUAAAUAUGGUGACAUUCUCCACGUUAUCAACGCUUCUGAUGAUGAGUGGUGGCAAGCCCGAAGAGUAACUCUGGAGGGAGACAGUGAAGAGAUGGGUGUCAUUCCCAGCAAAAGAAGAGUGGAAAGAAAGGAACGUGCACGAUUGAAGACAGUGAAGUUUAAUGCGAAGCCUGGUGUAAUUGAUGCCAAAGGGGACAUCCCCGGAUUAGGUGACGACGGUUAUGGAACAAAGACUCUGAAACAUGUUUCUUCUAAUGCCAGCGAUAGCGAAAGUAGCUACAGAGGACAAGAGGAUCUCAUUCUUUCUUACGAGCCUGUCACAAGGCAGGAAAUUAAUUAUACUAGGCCAGUUAUUAUUCUGGGUCCUAUGAAGGACCGGAUCAAUGAUGACUUGAUAUCAGAAUUCCCUGACAAAUUUGGCUCCUGUGUACCUCAUACCACAAGGCCAAAGCGUGACUAUGAGGUGGAUGGCAGAGACUAUCAUUUUGUCAUUUCAAGAGAGCAAAUGGAGAAGGAUAUCCAAGAGCAUAAAUUUAUAGAAGCCGGGCAGUACAAUGAUAAUUUAUAUGGAACCAGCGUGCAAUCUGUACGAUUCGUUGCAGAGAGGGGCAAACACUGUAUCCUCGACGUAUCAGGAAAUGCUAUCAAGCGGUUACAAGUUGCACAACUCUAUCCCAUUGCCAUCUUUAUUAAGCCGAAGUCACUGGAGCCAUUGAUGGAAAUGAAUAAGCGUCUCACAGAGGAACAAGCCAAGAAAACCUAUGACCGAGCUAUCAAGUUAGAGCAAGAAUUUGGAGAGUAUUUCACAGCUAUCGUUCAAGGUGAAACUUUAGAAGAUAUAUAUAACCAAUGCAAACUUGUUAUCGAAGAACAAUCCGGCCCUUUCAUCUGGAUCCCUUCCAAGGAAAAGUUAUAAAUUAGCUGCCGCACCUCUGAUGAUGACAGAAGAGUAUUUAGAAGAAAAAUAUAUAUAAUAUACUACGUGGAGGCUUUUAUGUUUUUGUUGCAUUUAUGUUCUUGCAGUCAAUGUGAAUUUUUAUGAAUGUACAACACAAAGUGUGUGAAGCCAUGAAGGAAACUGAGGGGCCAAAGGGUAGAAAUUAAAGGACUUUUGCCGUACGUGGGAAAGACGUCAUGUGCUCAAAGUGCCAGGUGUAGGUAUGGAUUUCUGAUGGGGCUUUCUGUCCAGAGGUUUGAGCCGCCUCCUCGACUCCAUGGGCACCCCAACCUGUUGUAAUGGCUGAGUUCUGUGUGUUGAUUGCUUUAAAGAAAAGUUCCCAGCUCGUGAACCUCACCAAGCUUGUCAUUGCACAUCUGUAAUUGGUACACAUGGAAUUUUGUAACUAUGCACAUCUUUUGAUUUCUUAGCAAAAAGAAACAGCGAUUUAAAAAAAAAAUCAGAAAGAAAGGAAACAGUCCCCUUCAGAGACAUCAUUGCAUCAGGAAGAGGUGAUCAUAGAGCUGUUUUGACUGGUACCUGCAAAGGAAAGCAUUCCAUGAAAUUGAAGAGUGUCUGGAGCAUUUACCUUGCUGAUGAUGGCGGAGGGGGGGGGGGUUCCAUCUGGGAAUAGCUUUAUGAUUUUUGAUUGUCUAUUUUACCAUUUAUAUACUGAAAGAAGGCACUAAAAGAUGGAAUAAUUUAUAAAAUAAAAUUAUAUUAAAUGUAUAGAAACUAAUUUAUAUAGGUGAAAAAAAAUGUUUUUGUGAGAUAUUUUGUAAAGACUUAACUAAUGGAAAGGCAAAGUCUAUUACACCCUCAGCAGACUGUCAGAUUUAGAGAACUUAAAAGUUGCACUAUCCUUUUGGUUGUUGAUGAUUUUUUUCAGCAACAACUUAAUUUCUUUAAAGUCAGACCCCCUCCUUCCUAAGUUUCC